This is a messenger RNA of Neohortaea acidophila, 810 nucleotides long. Its product is annotated as Alpha/Beta hydrolase protein. The transcript is spliced from 4 exons. Bases 1 to 810 code for a protein of 269 amino acids. Lineage: Eukaryota; Fungi; Ascomycota; Dothideomycetes; Mycosphaerellales; Teratosphaeriaceae. Gene Ontology annotation, molecular function: hydrolase activity. The record is from RefSeq and is a predicted model, not a curated record.
AUGCUUAUACAAGAGAGCCACGUCGACGUGCCGACGAAACAUGGCGGAGAUAUGCGCAUCUUUCUCUUCCAUCCUUCCAUCCCGAACUACCCCAAAGCCAAGUUUCCCGGUGUUGUAGUCUUUAGUGAAAUCUAUCAAGUGACCGGCCCAGUACAGCGCUUUGCUCGACAGAUUGCUGGACAUGGAUACAUUGUUGCAGCUCCCAGUAGCUACCACGAGUUUAUGGGGCCGGAGGCACUCGCAUACGAUGGCCCUGGCACGGACAAAGGAAACGCCUGGAAGGUCGAGAAGAAGGUCUCUGCCUACGAUGAGGAUGCCACUUUGAGUAUUGAUUGCCUCGUCGGCCUGGAAACUUGCAACGGACGCAUUGGGGCGACAGGUAUGUGCCUCGGCGGCCACCUCGCGUAUCGCUGUGCUCUGGACAAACGAAUCCGUGCGGCCGUAUGCUACUUCGCCACCGACAUCCACUCGCACAGCCUUGGCGAAGGCAAAUCAGACGACAGCCUGCAACGCGCCAAAGACAUCAAAGGCGAGCUGGUGAUGAUCUUCGGGAAACGGGACAACCACGUCCCACCGGAAGGUCGAGAUCUGAUUCGCAAAACGCUGCACGAGGCUGGAGUGACGUUCAGCUUUUACGAGGUGGCUUGGGCGCAGCAUGCUUUCAUCCGGGACGAGCUUUCGAAAGGCCGAUAUGAUCCUGCCAUCGCGGGAAUUUGCUUCCAGAUGUUGCUGGAAGUGUUUAGGCGGACUUUGAACGGCGACCUGGGACCUCGAGAGGGAGGAGACGGCGAGGUUGAAGAUGUUUGUUGA